AGUACAUUGACGAAUUCCGUAUUUCUGUGUCGUGUGUUCAUUUUAUAAAUCAACGUUGUUCACAUUAACAAACUAAUAAUCGAAUUACAAAAACGAUCAAAUAACAUUACGAUUGUGUCUCUAGUGUCGCUCGUGCAGUAUUGACAUUGUUUUGUUAAGAUACGUAGUGCUUUAGUACGUUCAAAUAGAAUCUGUAACAGGUGAAUGAAAUCAUAACACGGAAUUAAAAUGUUCGAGCUACGACGAUAUUAAAACUAGAUAUUGUUGUGCCGUCAGGGUUUUUUUUUUCGUUUCAUUAUUAUGUAUCGGUCAGCGUGUUCGCGUAAAUUUGUGACAAACGUUGCUGUGACGAGAUAGUGUCUGAGAAAUGGGUGAUAGGUUAAAACACCCAUUUAAAGUGAAAACAAAGACGGUGUCUGUAGUGUUCGAAGAAAAAUGGAUUUGAUCACAGACCUUCCACCUCUCAGUCCUGGAUUCAUUACGGAUUUGGACUUCGAUGCGUAUAUGGGCCCGGUCGGAGACAGCUGUUACACAGCUCAGAUCGACGCCAGGCGAAAUGGAGGACACCAACUACCGGAGAGCCCGCCAGAUUCUGGAUCGGAGAAUCCGUACAGUCCCUCUGAAACCCAGGUGCAUACCAUAGCCGUACCACAAACGGUUCUCAACGCCGAAUACAUGCUAGUCCACGAACAUUUACCAACCCACGAAAUACUCCAACAAAAUGGAGAUUACAUUUACGAGGAGUUGAAAUCGGACAACUUGGACCAGGAUGUGCUGAGGAGUAAUCUGAACGAUGUGGUCGUUCUGCCUCAAGAUCAGAACUUGGAGUUAGGGAUACGGCAGGUUCGCCACGAUCUUGGUCUGACCGACUCUGUAUACCCGAACAGAUUUGGACAGAUGAGGGUCGACAUGCAAGAGCUGGAGCAAGGCAUGAUAAGCUCGCAACUGGUAUCUCUAGGGCACGAGACUCUGACUCCUGUAUAUACGAGCCUGCAAGAGCCUAACGUGAAGAAGAGGAAAUUAUCCCAAGACACAAGUUCUCAAGUUAAAUGUGAGCCAGCGGCCUUAUCUCCGGAAACAGUGCACCCGGUCAGAGCGCCCGCUUCGCUUGACGGCUCUGAAGCCGGCGACGAUGCGCUCUUACAGUGCAUCCGCUUCGCAUCAUUUCAAGAGCGAAGCUGGCAUCUUUUGUAUGACUGCAAUCUGAAGCCACUGCAAACUCCCAGUUACGUGGUCGGAGCCGAUAAAGGCUUCAACUAUUCUCAAAUAGACGAUGCUUUCGUCUGCCAGAAGAAGAAUCAUUUCCAAGUCACCUGCCAGAUACAGAUGCAGGGAGAACCGAAUUACGUCAAAACCGCUGAUGGUUUCAAGAAGAUCAGUAGCUUUUGUCUACACUUUUACGGAGUGAAGGCCGAAGACCCAAGUCAAAGAGUCAGAGUUGAGCAAAGCCAAUCGGAUAGAACAAAGAAGCCCUUUCAUCCAGUACCAGUGGAGAUACGUCGUGAGGGUGCCAAAGUGACAGUCGGGAGACUCCACUUCGCGGAGACCACGAACAACAAUAUGAGGAAGAAGGGGCGUCCGAACCCUGACCAGAGACACUUCCAGCUGGUCGUGGCCUUGCAAGCCCACGUGGCCAAAGAAGAUUACAUGCUCAUAGCCCAUGCCAGUGACAAAAUUAUUGUCAGGGCGUCGAACCCUGGCCAGUUCGAGUCCGACUGCACGGAGAGCUGGUGGCAACGAGGAGUUGCAGAAAACAGCGUCCACUUCAGCGGGAAGGUCGGCAUCAACACGGACAGACCGGACGAGUCCUGCGUCGUCAAUGGAAACCUGAAAGUCAUGGGCCACAUACUCCAUCCUUCGGACGAGAGAGCCAAACAUAACAUAGAAGAGUUAGACACGGCCCAGCAAUUGAAAAACGUGCAGAGCAUCCGGGUUGUCAAAUUCAACUACGACCCUUCAUUCGCGGAGCACUCUGGUCUGCUGGGUUACGACCCCGGGCGGCAGGGUCCGCAGCUGGACACCGGAGUCAUCGCGCAGGAGGUCCGCCGCGUCAUACCAGAGGCGGUCAAGGAGGCCGGUGACGUCACAUUGCCCAACGGCGACACCAUACCCAAGUUCUUGGUCGUCAAUAAGGACCGGAUAUUCAUGGAGAAUCUGGGCGCUGUCAAAGAACUGUGCAAGGUGACUGGAAACUUGGAGUCCAGGAUAGACCAGCUCGAGAGGAUCAACCAGAAGCUGUGCAGGAUCACCGUCCUGCAGCGGCGAGGCAGCUCCAGAUCAAGCAUCAGCAAUGACUCCCGAUACUCGGCAACAUCGAACUCUUCGAAAUCGCUCUACAACGACAACGUGUCGAUAGAUCAGAUACGCGACAUCGCCAGAAGCAUCCGCAGGCACGAGUGUUGUCACAAAAUGAACCACAACUCGCCGAGGUACACCAGGAAGCAGUGCAAGCAUUGCCACAGCAGCUCCUCAAAAUACGGAAAAUUUUACAACUCGAAUAAGACGUGCUAUCGAUACAACGAUAAGGAGAAGAUCGAUAUGGCCGGCCCUAAUUAUGUCGAUAAAAUGUUGCCAGACGACGACUUCGUUGAGUUGCCGAAGAAGAAAGAUCACUGUCUAUGGGUUAGGAGCGAAGACGAUUUCGCGUAUGGCAACACUAAAUUGGGUUUUUGCUGUCGGAAAGACUACGGGGAUGCCAGCAGCGAACUGAUCUCCAAUAAGUUUUUGCAGAUCAUCAUAACUAUAUUGGUGUUCGUUAUGGCUGUUUGCCUCGUCGUGAUAUCGGCGCUAUACUUCCGGGAGCACCAAGAGCUGCUGACGAUGAAGGAGACACGGAUGCACGAGAAAUUCUCCAGCUACCCUCAUUACUCGAAACUGAACGCGGGUAGCGCGCACAAGGCGCCGCCUGACCAUAAUUUGAUACAGAAUUUAAAACCGUCCCAACACGUUUUGCCCAAGAAAGUCAAAGAGAAAAGCGGCCUCAAGACCACCGUGGACACGACCACGGCCCCCACGGACCCACCACUCACCAGCACAACGCCGCCACCCACCAAGAACUACAUCAGCAGCCUCAUAAACACGAUCCAGGCGGCGGCGCGCGGCGAGGGCGUGGUCGCGGCCAGUCGCACGGCGGACGUGGUGGGGGGAGGGUGCGUCUUCGCGGCCAACAGCAACAAUGAGCUGGAGCCCGACUGUCAGUCGUCGUGCGGAUUGGACCCGCCGCAAACGUACGACAGUAGUGAGCCGCUUGAGCGUUCCAAGCCGGACAAGGAUUCGAACGAGACCUUCAUAAGGCCCAUCGAACCCACGCACAGGGACAAACUGCCGAACAUCCCCAUAAUACUGGAGAAAAACAACUCGGAGACCUUGAAAUACAAAAUGAAUGAAGAGGUCAUUGUUUACGCGAACUAUUUGGACAGCAAAGCGAACGCCAGCGACGUCAGCUCGAAGAGAUACAAAAGGGACGCCGAAGAGAUGCGGAGUAGUUCCGAAGAGAUGAACUACGGCGAACCCGACAAAGAGAUCGGACCCGACUGCGACACGGUCCGCGUGGGCAUCCGGUCGGAACAGACGAGGAACAUGUCGCUGUUCACGGAGACUGUGUGCGCCGCCAGCACGCACAACUACACGUACGCGGUGCCGCUGUCGCACUGUCUGCACCACACGCACGUGGACCUCACGUUCCUGUCGUCGAAGCUGAAGGAGCACCGUCUGUGCGCCGUGCAGUGCAACUACGAGGACACGUCGAAGCACUGCGAGCACGGGCGCGAGCUGAGCGGGCUGGCGGCGGGCGCGGGCGCGUGGGGCGUCCGGGUGCCGCUCGAGUGCAACAUCGACAGGGUCAUGAGGAUCAGGUCCCGCUACGUGCACGGGAAGCCCGGCUUCACCAACUGGGAUCUGUGCGGGCCGCAUCAAGACCACAAGAUGCCCUUCGUCGAAUUCAACAUUCGCAUGUACAGCGACUGCGGUAGUUAAACAAUUACCAUAGUCUAAUAGUGAAUCAACAGACAACCUUUGGAUGGAACGUCGAACUUCAAUCGGAAUAUAUAAGAAUACAUACAGUGCCGUUAGAGAAUUAUAACGUACAAAAUUUACCCGCGCAAUGUAUCACAAAUAAAAAAUUAGCUGGUGCCCGGGGUCAUUGGCCUCGAGGGAGUCGGGCCGUCGAUUACCGUCAAUGUAUAUUGCGGGCUCACCGAACACUUUCAACUUAAAUGACAUUGAAAUACGCAGAAUGACCAGAAGAGACACGAAACUAACAGAUAGAAACUUGGCUCUGUUUUAACUAACUUCUAAAAAAGGAGGAGGUUCUCAAUUCGACUGUAUUUUAUUUUAAAAUGUUUGUUAUUUGUAUUAGCUUUAUCGAGUUAAUAUUUUAAGAAAAAGAAAAAAACGAAAUACGUACGUACACAUAAAAUUUGAAGCGGUUUGGAGUGAACACCGAAUAUUCGUAUGUUUUUUAAUUACUAAAUUACUUGGACGAGCUUAUUAUUAUUUGGUCACUAAAGUCCAUGGACAUCAACAACGUAAAUAACGGCACGCUGCUUGAGACACGAGUUCUAAGUCUCAGUUUUUCAGCACAGCUUUUUCUAUAUAAAGCAAUCAUUGAUUUCAACUUAGAGCUUACUAUACACCGGCGGUUCAUCCCCGUUUCGGCACAGGGAACUGAUCCGUGCAGCCCGUUUAGUAAUUGACACUAGAUAUCGGAGUUGACAUUUGACUAUACUGUCAAUACGUGACAAGCUUUUACUAUAAAAGUCUUUGAUUAGUGCUUAUUGCGUCAGAAGUAUCAAGGUAACCCAAAGAGCAUUAGAGAGGGCUAUGCUUGGAGGUACCCUGUGAGAUUGAAUCGGGACUGAGGAUAUUAGAAGAGAUGGCGACUGAAAUGACGUGACGUCGGUAGGACUGCCGGAAUGUAGGUGUGGGGGAUCGCUCAUUAUGGUGAGCCUUGGGAAGGUCUGCAGACUGAUGAUGAAGAAACCACAUAGAUACCUUUUUUUUGUUUUUUCUUUUCCUACCUAUGCUGAUAGCCUUAAGAGGCUAUGUCAGCGUUACCGGACAAGUAGUUGAGCUCACGGGGCUCCAACCUGGCGAAGUUUCUAACACUGGCCUUAGCGAGAGUAGUGCUUCGCAGAAUCUACCGCCGGAUCGGAAACGCGACCCACUGAGAAGAUCCGGCGAGAAACUCAGUGGGCUGUGUCUGUGGGUUAACUUACUCGCCGAGUCCUUCGUCAUAAGCGACGGGUUCGACGAGACCGGUAGAUACUUUGAUGAAAAUACUCAAAUAUCUAAUGAUGAAAUAUCUAUAACGCGUUUAAAGAUCUCGUCGCCAAUAAGGAGUGACAUUCUCCAUGAAAUUCAGUUCCCAGUACAUAUAUAUUAUGUUAUUUAAAUCUAAAAAAAAAAACUAAUAAAUUAAAGAAUAUAAUCGCUGUUAAUUUUUCUUUUUAUUAUCUUAUUCACUGAGGUAAUUGGCUGCUAAAUCGUCUCGUAAUAUUUUUGGACGGUUUGAUCUAAGAACUAACCAUUAAAGUGUAAAAAGAUUUCUUAAAACACCGCAGUCUCGGAAAAUCAAUCUAGAAAUGAACCAAGUAUUGAAUUUAAGUAUUAGGGCAGUUUUUUUUAAAUAUAUUUUCCAGUCUAUCUCGUUUGUAAGCUGUAGAAGUAUUAGGCAAAAGAUAAUCUCCUUUCUGAAGAUCUGAUUUAGAUAUACAUUAAGUAACUCGAUACGUUAUGAUAAGACGGAGUCGUCCGAACUAAGUCAAAGUUCGGCGAAGUGAGGAGAAGUUUUACACGAAGCGGGCAGAAGUCGUGCGAAGUUAAUUUCGAGCGAUUGCCUUCUUUUGCGGGAGUCGUAAUCUUUUGAAUUUUAUAAGUUUUAAUAAUUAAUUCUAAAUUUAGUAUAGGUACGUAAUACAUUCCCCAGUUAUUUUUAUGUAUAUUUUAAUAUAUUUACAAAAAAAUGCAGCUCUCAUUUUCUUUCGUUAAAUUUAUGUUUAAAAGUAUUAAUUUUAAAAAUAUAAUUUUAUUUAUACGAAUUGAUUAAAAAAAAACAGAAAUACUCAGUGAUAAAUAAUUAUCAUUCGUGCGUGACCUUUGUUAAUUGUUUUUUUAAAUAAGAUUACUUUUAGAGAGAAAAUGUAAAUCUAUAUUUUUUUUAAUGUAUUAUUUUAAAAGUCUUCAUAAACAUUCCAGUUGUUGUACUUAAUUAAUUGUAAGCAAGAACACGAGGAUAACAUAUAGAAAGAUAACUUUAAAAGGACCAUAGGAAGGAGUGGGUAUAUCUUGCCGUCUCUCACGUACCAAGAUGGCGGUCAUUAGGUCGUAUAGAACUACCCUCAAUGCGAUUUGAAAAGUGUUGUAACGCGAACAUUCCCGAAGGGUAUUUAUUCUACAUUUCAUUUUAAAUGUCUUAAUUUUGCAUUAAAUACGUGCGUGACAAAUAGAUGAAUAACUCAAUAUCUCAAUAUCACGCCAACCGAUUUCGAUGAUUAUUGUUUUUAGUGUAUAUUAAUUUGUUUUGGAAUAUCUUUUUUUUUUUCUAUUUGAAGUCGGUUUUUGUUAAGGCAUGUCUAUUUACAAUUAUCACUCCAUACUGUAUGUGACCCACUCCUUAAAUUAAAAUAAAAUAAACAACAUCGAUUCCCUCUGAUAUUUCCUAGAGUAUUUAAAAUUUAAUAUUAUAUAAUAUAUAGUAUACAUUACUUGUAGUACGUGGAUGUAUAGUAUAUAUUAUAUUAUACGUAAAAGAAAUUUUGCUUAUGUAAUUAAAGCUAGGUAAUUAUUGUUCAAAUAUUUAGUAUCUCUUGCCAUAAAAAAGUAGAUUUACAAAAAAAAAAGUUGGUGGGUUUGUUGUAAUUAGUAUUAAAAUUAAAUUAAUAGAUUUCAUCACAAUAUUGAAAAAAUAGUUUUUUUUUAGAUUUUAUUUUUAUUAAAAAUAUCUAUGUGUCGAGACAUUUAUAUUUUUAAUACGCUUUCAACAUACAUAUUAUAAACUAUUAUUUUAAAUAACUUAAAUUAUGCAUUGAAAUUUGAAAAGUCAAUAUUUAUUUAACAAAUAAAUUUUAUUAAUACUGUUUGAUUAUUUGUUUAGAAAUGUAUUAUACACGUUUUUUUUUUUUAAUUAAUUAAUUAACACUAUAAUUAUUGGUAGCAAACGUUUAUGGUAAAAAAAAAACUCAAUUUUUUAAUAUCGGUACGUCAAAUUCAUCGUUAAAAUAAGAAUGUUCGGAAAAUAAAUUAUUUAUAUUUAAUUGUGUUUUGGUUAUGUACGCGCGUGAAAAGCUUUGACUUGAAAGCGCUAAAAAUAAAUAGAUUUCGAUUGAUAAUAACAAGGUCACUGUCUAUAGAAAAAUCAUUAUUUUCCUACCUAUUCGUUGGUAGUCUAGGGGGAUAUACCAGCUACGCCCGGACAAGAAAAUCAUGGAAGUGAUAGACAAUGCAUCUAAGUAAGUACACAUGAGGCCGUCAGGGCAAAAGUGACCUACGCUUAUCAUAGUUAGUAUGGAGGUAAUUAAAUUUGAAUUUUCAUGAAUUUAAAUUUGAGUAGGCAAAAAAACAAUACGCGCAAAAAUAAUGUUUACAAAGCCAUCUGUUAUCUAUGGGUGAAACUAUGGAUAGGCCGGUUUUGUAUCAAAACUUCUUAUCUUUUGAAUAAAUAGCAGUAUAUAAAUCCGAAUAUGAAAAUUUGUUGGCUAGGCCACUUUUGCGCUGACCGCCUCAUAUAAGCUUGAAUAUAAAAAAUUGUGAGUUAGGCCACUUUUGCGCUGACGCCUUCAUAUAUGUCGCAAGAUAUCAAACUUUUAUAUAUCUAUUGUUAAAGCUCUUGAAAUGAUUAUGUAAAUCUAUUCGCAAACAUUUGUCAUUAGAACGAUAAAAUGUCCAAUAAUGUUUUAUUUUUAUAUAAAUUUUGUUUUUAUUUAUUAUGAUUAUAUUAAAUACUAUCGUUUAUUGAAUAUAGUUUUAAGAUAUCCGUAAUAUUACGUGUCCACUUUGUAUUGUGUAAGUUGUAAUUAAAUUAAUAAUGUAGACGUU
Molecule: messenger RNA, 8034 nt
Organism: Bombyx mori (domestic silkworm)
Lineage: Eukaryota; Metazoa; Arthropoda; Insecta; Lepidoptera; Bombycidae
Exons: 20
Coding region: 436-3975 (1179 amino acids)
Biological process (GO): positive regulation of DNA-templated transcription; protein autoprocessing
Cellular component (GO): endoplasmic reticulum membrane; nucleus
Molecular function (GO): sequence-specific DNA binding; DNA-binding transcription factor activity
Source: RefSeq, a predicted model, not a curated record